AUGGUUCGAACCUUGAUCAAGGACCUUGGGGAGCAUCCACUGCCCCAAUCCUUUACACUAUUGCAACUUUCUAUUUUCUCGAGCGUCGCUAAGGAGUAUCCUCUUCGCAAUACGACAGUCAGCAUGUCAGAACUCGGUGUUGAUGUGAUACGCCUCUGCUGUGAGAUUUCCCUACCAGCAGUGUAUACCAUGAUCCAACAUGUCGUGGCUGUCAACAGGGGCACCAUUAUCGCUUGGGGACGCUGGACACAGAAAACACUACAUGUCCCUCGCUUCAUCUGCGUCUUCUUGGAAGAGGACCCGGGCAUGUAUGAUGAUACAAUCGACGCAUACUUUCCCAUCCUAUGCAUCUCGUUUUCUAUAGAUUUCCUCAGCUGCCUUGCAAUUCCCUUCGGAGUUGACUUCCGGAACCCCAUCAGUAUCGGGCUUUUUAUCGUCAACCCUUGCUGCGUGGGUUUCGCCGUAUGGCUAGGCCUCCUGUACGCGAAAUGGCGUCUGAUGGAGCAGCUAGACCUCGAAAGCGCCGCUAUGAGAUAUUUUGAAUACCAACGCGUCACCCGAAUGCGAGCAUCAUCUCAGGGGAGAGCCCCACCUUCAAAAACAAAAGACGGACACGCUCUUCUUGCGUGA
This is a messenger RNA of Clonostachys solani, 630 nucleotides long. NCBI's taxonomy places the organism in Eukaryota, Fungi, Ascomycota, Sordariomycetes, Hypocreales, Bionectriaceae. The record is from the annotation of a GenBank genome assembly.